AUGGCUGGCGCAAAAGUUGAUUCGCUUCAGUCCAUCAAUGUGCAAUUGAAUGGGCAGAAUUAUUCGUAUUGGCAUUAUGUCAUGAAAAUUUUUCUGAAAGGGAAACGUAUGUGGGGUUAUGUUUCUGGAACUUCCACAAAACCGAAGGACGAUAAGGAUGAGAGCUUUGCAGAACAGUUCGAUCUUUGGGAUGCCAAAAAUUCGAAAAUCAUCACUUGGGUCAACAACUCGGUUCAACAAUCAAUCGAUAUCCAGUUGGAAAAAUAUGAGACGGCGAAGGAAGUUUGGGAGCACUUGGAAAGGCUGUAUACACAGUCUAAUUUCGCAAAGCAGUAUCAGUUGGAGAUUGACAUUCAGGCCCUUCAACAAAAUAGCAUGAACGUUCAGGAAUUUUAUUCUACUAUGUUUAAUUUGUGGGAUCAACUUACUCUGAAUGAAUCAGCAGAGUUACAGGCAUUUUCCCCUUACAUUGCUCAGAGAGACGCACAACGUUUGGUUCAGUUUUUGAUGGCUCUUCGAGAUGAGUUUGAAGGUCUUCGUGGAACAAUCCUGCAUCACAGUCCUCUUCCGUUGGUUGAUUCGGUGGUUAAUGAGUUGUUAGCAGAAGAGAUGCGAUUGAAGUCUCGAGUUUAUAAACAGGCAAUGGCUAAAGAACUCUCUGCGUUGUACAAGACACAUACUUGGUAUAUUUUUCCUCUUCCUGUGGGGAAGCGUGCUAUUGGUUCCCGUUGGGUUUACAAGAUCAAGACUAAGUAUGAUGGGUCAGUAGAGCGGUACAAAGCUUGUUUGGUUGCUAAAGUGUAA
Molecule: messenger RNA, 804 nt
Organism: Humulus lupulus (European hop)
Lineage: Eukaryota; Viridiplantae; Streptophyta; Magnoliopsida; Rosales; Cannabaceae
Exons: 2
Coding region: 1-804 (267 amino acids)
Source: RefSeq, a predicted model, not a curated record